This is a messenger RNA of Tachysurus fulvidraco (yellow catfish), 2635 nucleotides long. RefSeq names its product cytochrome P450 2U1 (gene cyp2u1). Bases 270 to 1880 code for a protein of 536 amino acids. Gene Ontology annotation, biological process: xenobiotic metabolic process. The record is from RefSeq and is a predicted model, not a curated record. The transcript has 5 exons. Lineage: Eukaryota; Metazoa; Chordata; Actinopteri; Siluriformes; Bagridae. Gene Ontology annotation, molecular function: heme binding; oxidoreductase activity, acting on paired donors, with incorporation or reduction of molecular oxygen, reduced flavin or flavoprotein as one donor, and incorporation of one atom of oxygen; iron ion binding. Gene Ontology annotation, cellular component: cytoplasm; intracellular membrane-bounded organelle.
ACGCAACGUCCAAAACACACGCGUAUAAUAAUAAACACUCGAGUGUCAGAUGCGCGAGAGCCUCGUCGGACGAUUUUAAAUGGUUUGUUUAUGAUGAGCUUUGAGUUUUAAAUGAUGUUAAAAAGACUGUCAGCUAUCACUGGGAUAUAUCAGUAACAAUCUGCCUAUGGACUAACCGGAAGUGUUCUAACUAACAGUUAGAAGUUUUUUUUUUCUUUAUCAUCAUCAUCAUCAUCAUCAUCAUCAUCAUCAUCAUUAUUAUUAUUAUCAUGGAGGCUGUAUUUAGUCAAAUCUGGCAUGAAGUCGAAUUCCCCUCGUUGUCCUUUGUAUUUUUUAUUCUUUUCAUCCUUGUUGUUUUCUACCUGCUGAAGAAGAAUCGACAACGUAAACACUUGUUUGUAAACAUCCCACCUGGUCCGAAACCACUUCCGAUUGUGGGGAACUUUGGCAGGUUGUUCGUGCCGCCGUUCAUUUUGAAGCUGUUCGUGCGAAAAGCUGAAGACUAUAAAAAGACAAGCGCAAGCCCAAUUUCCCCGCAGGUCGGUUUGACGGAGCUGUCCAAGGUUUACGGUAACAUUUACAGCCUGUUUGUGGGCAGUCAGCUGGCCGUGGUGCUGAACGGAUACGAGGUGAUCAGAGAGGCGCUGUCUAACAACGCCGAGGUUUUCUCUGACAGACCUGACAUCCCUCUGAUCUCCAUUCUGACCAAGCGGAAAGGCAUUGUGUUCGCACCUUAUGGUCCAGUCUGGAGAAAACAGCGCAAGUUCUGCCACAUGACUCUUCGAAACUUUGGCCUGGGAAAGCUGAGCCUGGAGCCGUGCAUACACGAGGGAUUUGCCAUGGUCAAGGCUGAGCUGCUAAAGCAAAACCAGGAGGCAGGAGGAGAGGGGGUGGACCUGACACCUUUUAUCAGCAAUGCCGUGUCCAACGUAAUCUCUUCGAUCAGCCUAGGUCAGCGCUUCCACCACCAGGAUGAGGAGUUCCGUAAACAGCUGAACCUCAUGGCCCAUGGGCUGGAGAUCAGCAUGAACAGCUCCGCCGUGCUCAUCAACAUCUUCCCCUGGCUCUACUACCUCCCCUUCGGCGUCUUCGGGGAGCUCAGACAAGUGGAGAGGGACAUCACAGCAUUCCUGAAGAAGAUUAUAGCCAGACACAUGGCCACGCUGGACCCAGACAACCCCAGGGAUUUUAUCGAUAUGUAUCUGGUGGAGAUGCUGACGCAGCAGAAAACAGGAGGGUCAGAGGAGGAUGGAUUCUCCGAGGAUUACCUGUUCUACAUAAUAGGAGAUCUGUUUAUUGCAGGGACAGAUACAACCACUAAUAGUAUCCUGUGGAUGAUAUUGUACAUGUGUUUGCAUCCUGAUGUCCAAGAGAAUGUCCAGCGAGAGAUCGAUGCUGUAGUGGGUCGUGGAAGGCUGCCGUCACUGACUGAUAAAGGCACGCUGCCCUACACCGAGGCCACUAUCAUGGAGGUGCAGAGACUGGCUGUGGUAGUGCCUCUUGCUAUCCCUCACAUGACUUCCAAGACUACAGAAUUACAAGGGUACACUAUUCCUAAGGGCACAGUCAUCCUUCCUAACCUGUGGUCGGUCCAUAGAGAUCCCACUGUAUGGGAGAAUCCAGAUGACUUCAAUCCUUCACGGUUUCUGGAUGAAGAAGGCCAGCUCCUUAGAAAGGAAUAUUUUAUUCCAUUUGGAAUAGGUCGGAGAGUGUGCAUGGGAGAACAGCUGGCGAAGAUGGAGCUCUUCCUGCUGUUCACCAGCCUGAUGCAGGCUUUCACAUUUCGUCUCCCCGAGGGACACCAACCUCUGUCCAUGCACGGACGCUUCGGCCUCACGCUGGCUCCCUGUCACUUCAGUGUGUGUGUAACGCCACGUUAACCGAAACAGACAUUAUCACUUCAGAAAAUCACAAACACAGGAUUGAUAACGGUUUCUUUCAUAGCUGGAAUGAGCUUAAUGCUUUUUAGGGCAAUGAAUCAUGCAAAAGAAGGUGAUGAAGUGAGAAUGUCUGUGCAUUGUAUCAAAUCAUUUCACUAAAUGGUGUCGGAUUCCUUUACAAAAUCAGUGUACAUUCAUACUACAGUUGUCUGUGGUUUUUGUAUUCAUUUCUAAUGUCAGCUUUCGUUCACCUUCUGCACUUUACUGCUAUGAAAUCCAAUUUCUAAAAUCCUGGACAUAAUAUGAUUGUAUUAAUACAAUUAAUUUACAUUUCAUACUUUUACCCUUUAUUUUUUCAGCUUUAAUUUUUUUGUGAUUAGAAUACUGUAUUUUAGUCAUUUAAUUCAUAUCUUUCAUUCAUUUCUAUAAAAUGAGAGAACAGACAUUGACAAGGACGUUUUGAUUUUUCUUACUGAACAAUCCAGCAAACUCUAACAAAAUGAAUUUCAGUUUUAUCAAAAACUCUGAACUGCUGUAUAUGAAUUUUGAAGUACAAGUGGCCUUAAGAGCAUUCAAAAUUAAUUUAUGGAUUUGUAUAGAAUGCAAGUGUAAAUAUAUAAUGCAGUAAUGUAUUAUAGAUGCAGAUCAAUGCAUACGUACUACAGCAUUUAUGAUGUUUCAUUUAAAAUGUCAAUUUCAAAUUAAAAGCUUUCUGAUAUGAUUUUAUUAUCACAUUAAAUAUAAAAUAUGCUGGU